Molecule: messenger RNA, 1313 nt
Organism: Propithecus coquereli (Coquerel's sifaka)
Lineage: Eukaryota; Metazoa; Chordata; Mammalia; Primates; Indriidae
Gene: SELENOT
Product: selenoprotein T
Exons: 5
Coding region: 4-561 (185 amino acids)
Biological process (GO): cell redox homeostasis
Cellular component (GO): endoplasmic reticulum membrane
Molecular function (GO): thioredoxin-disulfide reductase (NADPH) activity
Source: RefSeq, a predicted model, not a curated record
GGGAUGCUCGCGGCUCAGCUUUGGGCUGGCUGCAGUCUCAGUCUGAGGGCGGCUGAAUUGGUUGUUUCAUUUAAGAUGAGGCUUCUGCUGCUUCUCCUGGUGGCGGCGUCGGCGGUGGUCCGGAGCGAGGCCUCGACCAACUUGGGCGGCGUGCCCAGCAAGAGAUUAAAGAUGCAGUACGCCACAGGGCCGUUGCUCAAGUUCCAGAUUUGUUUUGAUAGACAUAUAGCGUCUUUCCUGUCAAUCUUCAAACUAGUAUUAAUAGGCUUAAUAAUUGUUGGCAAGGAUCCUUUUGCUUUUUUUGGCAUGCAAGCUCCUAGCAUCUGGCAGUGGGGCCAAGAAAAUAAGGUCUAUGCAUGUAUGAUGGUUUUCUUCCUGAGCAACAUGAUUGAGAACCAGUGUAUGUCAACAGGUGCAUUUGAAAUAACUUUAAAUGAUGUACCUGUAUGGUCUAAGCUGGAAUCUGGUCACCUUCCAUCCAUGCAACAACUUGUUCAAAUUCUUGACAAUGAAAUGAAGCUCAAUGUGCAUAUGGAUUCAAUCCCACAUCAUCGAUCAUAGCCCCACCUAUCAGCACUGAAAACUCUUUUACAUUAAAGGAUUUUUGCAAGAGCAGCGUGACUGACAUUAUGAAGGCCUGUACUGAAGACAGCGAGCUGUUAGUACAGACCAGAUGCUUUCUUGGCAGGCUCGUUGUACCUCUUGGAAAACCUCAAUGCAAGAGAGUUUUUCAGUGCUGGCACAUUUUGGAAUUCUGCACAUUCGUGGAGUGCAAUAAUACUGUAUAGCUUUCCCCCCCCCCCAAAUUCACCCAGUUAAUUGUUUUUUUAAAAAAAUAGUAAACAUUGCUACUUGUAAGUUUUUUCUUAGUCAUAUUUGAAAAAGUAGAAAAUUGAGUUACAAUUUGAUUUUUUUUAAGAUGUCUGUUAAAUCUGUUGUGCUUUUAUAUGAAUUUUUGUUUUUUAUAGUUUCAAAUUAAUCUCUUGGGGAAUAUAGUUAAAGUUCCCAAAUACUUUAUAAGAGUUUAUCAGAUAUCUCUAAUUUGGCCAUGUCCAAUAUGUAUAGUUUUCAAAAUAUUGCAGACUGUGAACAGUGCAUUAUACAAGAUUAUGGGGGAAAUCCUAUAUCCAGAGUACUCUACAGAUUUGUGUGUAUGUGUGUAUGUGUGUGUGUGAUUACCAGAGAACUACUAAAAAACCAACUGCUUUUUAAAUCCUGUUACUUAGUUCAAGUGUCUUGCCUUGACCAAUCUAAUGAGUUAACUGGGCCUUUAUACUUAACUAAAUAAAAAACUAAGCAGACAUGAGUUAAAU